Molecule: messenger RNA, 2445 nt
Organism: Venturia canescens
Lineage: Eukaryota; Metazoa; Arthropoda; Insecta; Hymenoptera; Ichneumonidae
Product: rac GTPase-activating protein 1-like
Exons: 7
Coding region: 168-1376 (402 amino acids)
Biological process (GO): mitotic spindle midzone assembly; mitotic cytokinesis; Rho protein signal transduction
Cellular component (GO): midbody; spindle midzone; cleavage furrow
Molecular function (GO): GTPase activator activity
Source: RefSeq, a predicted model, not a curated record
CCACGUAUUUUUAGUAUCACACGAUUCGUCCCCAUUUGAGUGUUGCAUCAGCUUGGAGUCUCGCAAAACUCUGACCGAGAAAUUGUCCAUAAAACCAUCGCCGUGCUUUACGUGGCUAAGAUUUCAACUGGACUUCCAAAAAUCGUCGACAUUUCCUUCAACUUACAAUGGUACGGGAAGAGAUUCUAGAAAAAUGGCAUUUGGCAGCGAGUCGUUUGGGGAAUGCCAAUUCAAUAGUUCAGAAAAAUGCACGGCGAGCACGUCGAGCUUUGGAAGAAGAAGAGCGAAAAAUAAGAGUCGCAGUGGAGCAAGCUGCAGGAAAUAGCCCCUUCUCAAGACGCGACUCAGUCAAGUCGGGAUCAUAUUCCUCUAAAAUAUUCAAUCCGCAAUCGACUACUCGAGAACACAGCUUUCAGGUGAAAAAAGUUAUGAAUCCGAAAAAAAAAUGUUCAGUAUGUGGAGAAAGAAUAAAUACUGGUAUUUAUACGAUGGCGUUAAAAUGCGAGAAUUGUAUCGCAAUGGUUCACAUCAAGUGCAAAGAAAAACUUCCAAUUCCGUGCGUGCCAACACCGAAAGAUUGCAAAUAUGAGGGCGAAAAGAAACCCAUCGAAUGUUAUGCGCCGAAGGUAUCACCGAUGGUACCAUCUCUGGUUGUCCAUUGCAUAAGGGAGAUUGAGUCACGCGGUAUGGAGGAAGGCUUGUACAGGGUAUCCGGGAAUGCCCAGCACAUCAAAAAUCUGAAGGAACUGUUCGAAAAGCACAAAAAAGCUCCGAUCCUGUUGAAUUUCGAUAUACCCACGAUCGCCUCGGCUUUGAAGAGUUUUUUGGCGUCGCUGAGCGAGCCGCUCAUCACCAUUGAACUCCGGGAUGAAUUCAUUCGUGCAGCUAUGAAAUCUGACAAAAUCUUACUCAUUCACUCGAUCGAGAAACUUCCAGAGCCGAAUCGCGACACUCUGGCUUUUCUCUUGCUUCAUUUGCAACGCGUCAUUAAAAAAAAGUCAUGCCGAAUGGACCGAAACAAUCUUGCCAGGGUUUUUGGGCCCACACUCGUCGGCGAGGGCACCGCAGCAGUCACUAUAGAAACGCUUGAUACUGAGACGAAAAAGCAAACUGCUGUCGUUAACGCCUUGUUAGAAAUUUCUCCCAAUUAUUGGAGAAAAUUCGUCGGUGAUCGCCAACGCUUAAGCGGGACCGCUCCUUUGGACAUGCCAGAGGAUAGUGAACCCGGAGACAUGAUAUCGGUCCCCCUCAGACGUAGCUGGUCUUCUAGAUUGAAAAGAAAUCCAUUCCGCAGAAGUAACAGCUAUUCGAAGAAAAUCAGAAAUGCAUCUGGCCAGUCAUGGAAUUCAGUUUCAAGUCGCCAACUACUCGAAUAGGAAUUUGGGGAUUGUAUCAACAACUGUUUGUGCGGGUUCAUAGGGCCUGUAAAUAUUGUGUGCAAUGAAAUUCCGACUGACUUGCACACAAUGUUCACAGACCCAUGCCCAGCACACUUCUGUCUACACAGGUAAGUUCUGGAUGCGAUCUGAACGCUUUCACGUUAACAUCCGAGAAGAUUAUUCACGUACCAGCUGCAUCGGCAAGGUUUUCUGCAGUUUCCCUUCGCCUCCGACAAAUGUGAUGCAGUUAUAUAACGACAAGUCGGCUGCAGCCGCAAAACCGUAAUUCUUAAGAAAAUAAGUUAUCGAUGAUUCAUUGGCUGUUCGAAUAAUCGGUUGGUAAAUGUAAGGAGCAUAAUAUAAAGUAGCGCCAAUUUUUUACUAUGGCCAUCUCGAUAAAGUCAUCAAAUUGAAACUAAAUUCAAUGAUAUUUUUUUUGACGCUGCUUAUGGAAAGGUUGUGAUGGAAUAUUUUUUGGAUCUUUGAAUGAAUCGAACGAAGAGUAGUUUCAAUUUUACGCACCAGGCUAAAUAAACUUAUGUAAAUGAUAAAUCUUCGAAUUAUUCUUAUCUAAAAAAGAAACUGAAUAGUCAUCUAAAUUUCCGGGGACAUCAUAAUCCUGAAAAAAAAUCAUAAAGUUGCUUACGGUGUGACGUAUCCGAAACGUCUCUCAGCUCGUGAAUCAUCCCACGUUACUCCUGCUUUUUUUACAUCAUUUUCGUGGAAUCUUACGUAAUCGAGAAAAUAAACAAUAAAAGUAGGUAAAUUGUUUUAAAACUUGGAAAAAAGUAUUGUUCCAUUUAUCAAGAGCUUUUGUUUAAGAUACCAAGAAAUAAUUUGAGUUCGAAUGAAAAAGAAGAAAAUGAGAAAAGAAAACGGCAGGUUUGGUCGGCACAUGUUUCGUUUUUUCGAAGAACUCAAAACCAUUUCAAGUUUUUCGUUAUCUUACAUUUUAUAUUUGUUCACUGCUUCAUAAAAUGAAAUAAGAAUUGUGAGUAACAAACAAUUCUAUCACUUAAAAAAAAAAACAACAAUAAUAUAAUAAAGGAAAGUUGUUGAAUUCCAA